This is a messenger RNA of Plasmodium vinckei vinckei, 1836 nucleotides long. RefSeq names its product conserved Plasmodium protein, unknown function. NCBI's taxonomy places the organism in Eukaryota, Apicomplexa, Aconoidasida, Haemosporida, Plasmodiidae. Bases 1 to 1836 code for a protein of 611 amino acids. The record is from RefSeq and is a predicted model, not a curated record. The transcript is spliced from 3 exons.
AUGAAAUGGCUUACUAUUAAAAAUGUAGAAGUAACCAUUUCAAAGAUAAUAAUAAUUAUUUUAUAUAUUUUUUUAAAUAGCGAAAAAAUUAAUUGUAAGAGGGUAGGAGGGCUAUUCAAGCCUAACUAUAAUUCUAAAAACCUUUUUAAUAUAUAUAGUGUAAUAAGCAAAGAUGUUGACUUAAAAAAUAAAAAUAGAUAUACCCAAACAACCAAGGAUGGAAUAAAUAUGUACGAAAUAGCUAAUAAAAAAUCAAAGGUUUACUUUUUGCCUUUAGUCUUGGAAAAAUAUGAAAAAGAACCAACUAGCCAAACCAAAGAUCAAACAACUACCCCAAUACAACAAAGUAAUAAAUCCAUGGAUAGUAAAAAAGAGAAUGCAAAUGAUGAAAAUCAGACAAAAAAUAUUGAGGAUACGACUAGCCAGACUGACAAUCCCACCAAACAAACUGCAUUCGAAUAUUUGGAAAAUAAUUUAAUAAAUGUAAAAAAAGAAAUAAAGAAAAUGACAUCCUAUAUAAAUGAUUCAGACUUUUUAAUAGUCCCAAUAAAUUAUAACGACAUAUUAAAUCAACAUAUAUUUGAUAUUAAACCAUUUAAUAAUUUUGUAAACUCACUAGAUACAAUAUUUGUUUUAAAUGAACAACCAAAAAAUAAUCAAUAUAAUGUCAUAUUUUUAAUACACAAUUAUAAUGAUAAAAAUCCUAAUGAAGAAAAAAUUGAAAUUAUGAACAUUUUCAGAUUGUUUUUAAAAAAUCAUUGGAAAGAAAAAUAUGAUGAAUCAAUUAAAGAUUUUUUUUUUUUUCAAAAUAGUAAUAUUAUUGAUAUAGACAAAAUAGGAAAAAGUAUAACCCCAGAAAAUUUGCAUAUAAUAAAACAUGACAAAAAAAAUAAUCUUACUAAUAUUCAAAAUUUAAAAGAAGAAAAUCAUUUUUUUAAAACUUAUAAUCCUAAUACCCUUAAAAAUAUAUCAAAAAAAAACUAUUUUUUAUAUAAUUUUUUUUCAAAUUUAAAACAUGAUAUAUUACAAGAAUAUUUAAAAAUAUCAAAGGAUCUUAAAUUAGAUAUGCCCUCAUUUAAAAAUAUUGGAAAGAUAGACAUUAAAAAAACAAUUAAUAAAAUCGAAGAGUUACUAAAAAUGUUUGAAACAUUUCAAAUAAAUCAAAAUAUCAUAAAUAAUUCAAAUAAUUUUACCCAGCUUAAAAAAAAACAAUAUUCUUAUUUACUUGGAAUAAUUUUAACUGAUUUAUUAGAAAGAUAUGAAUAUAACCUUGAACAAAUUAGAAGUUAUUUAUAUCAAGUAUAUAAAGAAAAUAUUAAAAAAAUUAAAAUAUCAUCAAAUAUAAUAUAUGAUUUAAAAAGAGAAAUGAAUUCAAUCGAUAAUUUAUUUGAAUAUUAUAACUCUAAAAUAUCAUUUUUACACUAUUUUAAAAUUAAAGGAAAUAAUUUUGAAAAUAAAGCUAAUUAUAUAUAUAAAUAUAAUAAACUUAAACUUUUACAAAUUUUAAAUGAAACAACAAGUGAUAUUAUUAAUUAUUAUAUUUCAAAGGGCCUAUAUGUUCGUGAUUAUUAUUUUAAUUCCUUAAUAUUUUCAAAGAAAUUUACAUUCCUUAAUUAUUUACUUGAAUAUAUUACUAGACAUUUCAAAAAUAAAAUUAACAUUAAUUUUAAUUAUCUCUCCCCAAAUGCUUUUGGAUUCUCAUCAUACAAGGACGAUAUAUCAAUAUCACCAAAAAAGGAUGUUAUGAUUACUUCAAGUGAAAUAAAUCAAGUGGAAAAAAUAAAUAUUCCUGCGAGCCCUUACUCCAAAAUGCUAUUGUCGUUGGAAAAAAAAUAA